GGAGGAGGCCCCGCGGCUCAUGAGCCCACAAUAUCUGAUUUUGGCCACACGCCUGGUGAUUUGCUUCUGUGGUUACUUUGACCCUCUCAUACCUGAGGAUACUCCCAGGAAAUUCCUGAAAAGGAUCUCUUUUUUUUGUUCAGUCUCACUGAAUGAUACCAGGUACCAUAUAUGUGGAACCACAACUAUUGGAAGAAUGACAGAUGACAAAGACGUUCUUCGUGAUGUCUGGUUUGGGCGAAUACCGACCUGCUUCACUUUGUAUCAAGACGAACUAACCGAAAGGGAAGCUGAACCCUAUUAUUUGCUUCUACCUCGCGUCAGCUAUCUGACACUGGUGACUGACAAAGUCAAAAAGCAUUUUCAGAAAGUCAUGAGGACAGAAGAUAUAAGUGAAAUUUGGUUUGAGUUCGAAGGGAUUCCUCUAAAAUGGCAUUACCCCGUUGGUUUGCUGUUUGAUUUACAUGCAUCAAAUACAUCUCUACCUUGGAGCAUCAUUGUCCAUUUUAAGAACUUUCCAGCUAAAGACCUUCUCCGUUGCCAGUCUAAAGAUGUCAUCGAAGCACAUUUCAUGUCAUCUGUUAAGGAAGCUGAUGCUUUAAAGCACAAAAGUCAAGUUAUUAAUGAGAUGCAGAAGAAGGACCAUAAGCAGUUGUGGAUGGGUUUGCAGAAUGAUAAAUUCGAACAGUUUUGGGCUAUAAACCGAAAACUUAUGGAAUUCUCCCCAGAGGAUGGUGGAUUUCGAUAUAUACCAUUUAGAAUAUAUCAGACAAUCAAUGACCGACCCUUUAUUCAGAAAUUAUUUCGACCAGUGGCCAAUGAUGGGAGGCCUCACACACUUGGUGAUCUUAUAAGAGAAAUCUGUCCUGCAGCAGUUCCAACAGAAGAUGAAGAGAAGAAGUAUCAGGUGAUGAUACACGGCAUAGAACCAAUGCUGGAGACUCCAGUGCAGUGGUUAAGUGAACAUCUCAGCUAUCCUGACAACUUUCUGCACAUAAGUAUCAUUCCCCAGCCUACUGACUGAAAGGCUCUACCAUGUUCAUUGGAAGUCCUUGGACUGGACUGGAUUUUUCAAGGCUAUAUCAAAACCAUUAUAAGAGUUUUGCUUUAAAGCACAUUGACCCAAAGAACAAGAAGAUUGGCUGUUGAGAUUUCUAAUUGUACCUUUUACCUCUCAUUUUUCUGCUGUAAAAUGAGUCUGAUUGUAACAAAGUGCUUAAAGCCACCUGCGGUGUUGAAACCGCAAACUCCAUACCUGCACAGUCUGAGACUAGAUGUGCCUCUCAGUUCCUAGUUAGAACAAGCAUAUGUGUGGGAAUAUUUUCGCUUUAAUUUUCCUUUCCAUUGUCAGAGCUGAAUUUAACAUUAAACAAUGCACUGAAAUGAUUGCUAUAAUUUUGCUUGUGAUUGAAAACUGAAAAUGUCAUAAAGAGUAACGAAAGGCUUCUAA
Messenger RNA from Xenopus laevis (African clawed frog), 1450 nucleotides. RefSeq names its product autophagy related 5 L homeolog (gene atg5.L). Gene Ontology annotation, cellular component: mitochondria-associated endoplasmic reticulum membrane contact site; phagophore assembly site membrane; Atg12-Atg5-Atg16 complex. The record is from RefSeq and is marked provisional. Gene Ontology annotation, molecular function: Atg8-family ligase activity. NCBI's taxonomy places the organism in Eukaryota, Metazoa, Chordata, Amphibia, Anura, Pipidae. Gene Ontology annotation, biological process: negative regulation of programmed cell death; autophagosome assembly; autophagy.